AUGGAUGCGCGCAAUCAAGUUCAGGCUGCUGUGCAGAAAGUCUUGGACAAGAUCGAUGUGCUUCAACAUGGCCCUCCAGAGGACCUGGCCAAGAACGUGCAAAGCUACCUGCACCAGCUCUCAGAAGUGGACCGCAAAGCACCGUUGCUGGGAAAGUCAGCGAAAGGUGCCAGAGCCAGCGGUGCGAUUCAUGGACGAGGCCCAUGUGGCCAUGCCAUGCGCGAUGUCAUGGAUGUCAUGGAUGUCAUGCCAGGGUGGAUCGCUGCCGACCUGGUGUUGGGCGCCAAGUUUGCGGAGCGAGAUGUUCUAAGAAUUCAUGAAGGGGGUUCCUAA
Molecule: messenger RNA, 333 nt
Organism: Cladocopium goreaui
Lineage: Eukaryota; Dinophyceae; Suessiales; Symbiodiniaceae
Source: the annotation of a GenBank genome assembly